UAGUGAAAAAUUAAAGAGUGGUAUCCCUGAGAAAACCAAGCAUUUAAAUUUUUAUCGACUGUGUUUAUCGACGGAAAUUGUUUUGAAAACAUGAUAACUGUUGCACAUUUCUAAUAAUUUGCAAAUCCUUGUGGUAAAGGGCAGAAAUUUUUGCCGAGAAAAUUUAUAUAUUUUCCACAUAAUUUAUAGAAAAAGUGAAAGUGUAUCGAAAAGCUGCUGAUCAACGGAGUCUCACUUUUUGCUACACCUACCGGUUUUGUUGCGUGUGGUUGUGAGCCCAUUGGUAAGGGAAAAUGAGUGCUGCUCUAGGAAAGACGGCGCCCGCUGCUGCGAACACAACAACAGCUGCUCAAUUGCUAAGUUCAGCACCCAGUGCGGCUGAGAAAAAUAAACAAUGGCAGCGUGAAUUGCUUAUGGAGCGUAUACGUACCCGUUCGACUCAACACAAAACUUUUGCUGAACUAUCCAAGGCUAUGCGUAUGUCAUUGCUAGAAAAGCGUUACGCACUCGACGCUGUAGAAAAGGCUAAUUUGCAAAAAUGUCUGGAUAGUAUGCAACAUUGUAUUAAAGUAACAUCCAGGCAAGGUUUAGUCGAACGUUUGGAGAGCUUAUCACGCCAGCUUGGUCUUAAGUUCAUGGAGGAUACCUCAGGUCUAUUCAUUUCCACAGACAUGUUCUUUUUGGAAAUAAUUUUGGAUGCAAAUGGUGCAUUGACUGAUGUAAAAGUACAUCAUGAAUGCAAAAUAGAACAGCAAUCUUGCAGUGAAUUAGUGAAUUGCUUAAAUCGAGGUGAUUUUGCGGACUUUACCGUACAAUUGGAAGGUUUAUCCUCCAUUUACCAAUUGAAUGCUGAGCCAAAAGUUAAGACAAAAGCUUUUGUUGCUUUACAAGCUAUGGAAACAGAUCUUUAUAAUCUCUUUCAAAUGCAAAAUUUUACAAAAGACUCUCAACAACUAAUUAAAGCAUCUUCAGUCGGUUUAGUAUUGAAACGACGCGGAGGUCAUCCUAUGAAACUCAUCUACUUCAUCUCACCUUAUGACCUUAUUUCGUUGGAUACAAAAACAGUGGAACCACUUACAACCGAAUUAUUAACUAGCAAAGAUAUUGGUUUCAGUGUUACAGUAAAUUUGGAAGCCUCUUCAGCAAAUAAAUUACAAAUUUUGCCUAUUGUCAGCGUAGCUAAUGAUCCACAAACAGGUUCCGAAAUGCCAAUAUAUGCGCCGCUGAAUCAGCAAAACUCUAUGCUCUUGCCAGCUACAUUUGUAUUGCGUUUAAAUAAACCAUUGCCUGUUUGUCACGCUAAUUUGAGAUCUUUGGGCUUGCCGCUAGGUGCCGCAGCUGAUGGAAGUGGGCUAGAAUCUACGGAUAAAAAGGAGGUCAGCGUUUCGUCGAUUAUGAAUUUAGUAGUACAAACGGCAUCUGAACAACAGCUAAAAAACUCUCAGAAGGGUUUAUUUGUAAAUUUACCUGAUCAGACUCAUUGCUACUUCUUCACGGAGAAUAAACAAUUGCAGGCUACUUUGGUGACAUCCAUACCUUUUACGGAGCCUAUGCAAGUGCCAAAAAUUUUAGAUUUUUUAAAGCGUCAAGCGCUCUUUUAUACACUUUUGGCAAGUUGUGUGCGCACACAAUCCAAAAUGGGCAAUGACAUGGAUUCUACGACAAUACUAGAAGUGAAUGCCAUCUCUUUCCAACAAAUCAGCGUCUCACUUCAACAUACUUACGAGGAAUCUAUGGCUACGCUAGAGUUUGACCUUCGCGAUGGCAAUGUAAAAUGUACACUCUUCUCGCUCACGCACAACUAUGAUCUGCUAUCGUUGAAACUUACAAAAAUUGUUGAGAAAUGUCUAUCCAUACCUGUGACCAUACGUGCGCUACUCAAAUACUGGGAUCAGGAAACCAUGAAAUUAUUUCAACGCAGUAUUAGUGGGGGUGUUGGUGGUGGUAUGGGUGGUUUGAGUGGUGCUGGUCCAUCGACAGGCGCCUACGGAAACUUCAACAUGAGCAUGGGGCCAAAUGAUGUAGGUGGUGGUGGUGUAGGAGGCGUGGGCAUGCGUGGUGGUGGCGGCGGCCCAAUCAAAAUGGAGCCAAAUGCACGCCAACAACAAUUGCCUAAUAUGGCUUCGGCAACAAACACGUUGAGUGGUGUUAGUGCUGGUGGAAUGGCUGGUAGUGGUGGUGCAUCAGCCACAGCAGCUAAUGCCAAUGCGUCCGGCAUUGCAGGGUUUCUUCAAUACAAAACUGAAAUAAAACAAGAGGAUUUUCAUGAUAGCCCAAAGAGUCAAAUGCAAAAUAACUUACCAUUUAAUGCUGCUGAUAGUAGCUCUUUGGGCGGCAUGCAUCAGCUACAACAAACACAGCAACAGCAGCAGCAGCAGCAGCAACAACAACUGUCCUCAACUUCGCCACACGACCAACAUGCUAUUGGCAAACAAUCGGAAAUUGAAAUAGCCGACAAGUAUAAGAACAUAUGGAUGGAUAAAACCAAUUUAAAAAAUUGUGUAAGUAUAACACCCAUAUCGCCCGAAAGUAACAGUAGAGGCGCUAUACAACAACAGGGCGUCGAAGUUAAACGGUCUGUGGGUAUAGAAAUUAUACCGUUAACGUCUGCAAAUGGCGCUAACACUAGCGGCACCAUCACCACCAUGGCAGCGGGUACGCCAGUGACGCAAACCGGUGUCAAUAACCCCUCCACCAUCACUAUAACACCCAUUAAUGCUACGGGCAAAGAUAAGAAAUCCAGUAAUAGCAACGCAGUGGUGGGCGGUGGCAGCGGAUUAAAUACAAACACUAGCGCCAACAUGUCAACGGUCUCUAAUAAACGUCCACUGGACGUACCGUCCCCUAGCGAUGCACAGAAAGAGAAAAAACGCAAAAAGAAACGCGACGAUUCACCAAUGGGUCCACCCGAAAAAGUUUAUUCUCGUCAAAAUUCACCCGCGGCUACUAGCGAAACGGCAGCCACAGUGGCAGCACGUAAAUUCUCAUCACCCUCCUCAUCACCAAAAGGUGGCAGUAGCAGUGGCAUGCUGGGCAGCGGUAGCGUUGGCACUGCUGGUAAUGCAGCGCUGCUCUCAACACGUCCCAGCCCAAAGCAUUCGCCUGUCUACAGCAGCCCGAAGCAUUCGAAUACGGCAUCGAACAGCCCGAAGUCGCCAUUCGGCACGCACUCGCCAAAGCAUGGCUCAUCGGGCAAGCCCAGUAUGUCUACGUUAAAAAGUGCCACAGCAACCAGUCUCAGUCCGAAAGGCGACAAAGGCGGUUGUGGCAGCGCUAGUGGCUUGGUGGGCAAUACCGUUGGUCUAUCAGCGGCCGCCGCAGCUGGUGUGGCAGCCGCAAAUGCGGUGAAAACUGCAAUGGGUUUAGGCGGUAGCGUUAGUGCCGGCGGCAGUGCUGUGGGCAUGCAGCAAAUGAAAUCGAUGAACCAUUUAGCUGCGCCACAGGCUAUGAACACAGCCGGUGUUGGUGGUACCGGUGGAAGUGGCGCCGCCGCCUAUGGAGGUGGCGUUGGCAAUAUGUCUAGUAUGGGCAGCGGUGGCCUGGGCGGUGUUGGUCAGUUGCUGAGCGGCAACGGUGCGGGCGGUGGCAUGGAUAUGAAUGCAGCUGCAGUGGCGGCAUCACAGGCGGCAGCUAUGCGCAAAGCGGUUAGCAGCGCGGUUAGUUCGACGGCGUUAACGAUGUCAGUCGCGCCAACAACAGCAACAACAAUAGCAACACCAGCACAGCCGGUAGCGCCACUGUCGGGGCAGCAACACUCGCCGCCGCCGGACAUUGGCAACAGUGAGUCGACCAGUAUGGUGGGUGAUGGCGAUGGUGAUGUUGGUGUUGGUAGACGUGCCGAAUCAACCCAAUCAUACAAUAGUUCUAGCGAAUAUAUGGUGAAAACGAGUCAAGAGGGCUUAAAGCUGACCAUUAACAAGACGAGCAGCGGUGGUGGCAAGUCAUCUAGUAACAUCAGCAGCAGCAGUAGCAGCAGCGACGGAACUAGUACGUCUUCUUCCACAACAACCACAACGACAGCAGCAUGGAAGGGUACAAAAGCGACGGGCUCCAGCAAGAAAUUGAGUACAGGCCUUAAGCCGGGUGUUAGUAGUGGACCGGCUUCAAGGAAAUUAACGUCAAGUGGAAAGUUGUCAUCGAAAAAAGGCAGCACUGCAAAGUAUCCAUUUCAAAAGUCAAUUUCAUCAGGUAGCUUAUCAACAAAAUCAACAUCCGACUCAGCAGGCGGUUUGACAAAAAGCUAUAGUACAAAUACUUUCGUCGAAUUAAACGCCAGCGGCCAGUCAACGUCGUCACGUAAGUCGUCCAAAAAAGGAUCGUCCUCGUCCUUGUCGUCUUCAUCUUCACACAGUUCCACAGCCACUACUUCAACCACGCCAGCCACACGCUUGGAUCAUCAAGCGGAUAUGUUGAAAAUACUACAUUAUGCAUCACCCGCCAUGGCUGCGAAUAUGGAGCAAUUCAUCAAGGGUAUCAAUAGUAAAUUUCAAAUACCAAAAUUAUCACAACGCGCCGCAAACCUCUCGAAUGGCACACGAUCCGCACCCUCAACGCCGACUGUACUUUCGCCAGCGCUGACUAAUGUUGGUGGCAGCAAUGCGGCCGGCUCGACGAGAGCCGACAACCAGGGCAGUGAAGUCCUACAAAUGCCAACGAAUGCAUCCGCUUCGAUGCACUUAAAUGCAAAUUAUCAUUUACAACAGAAAGCCGAAAACGUACAAAUGCAAUAUGCGAAUUAUAGUCAACAACAGCAGAGCCAACAGCAGCAACAGCAACAGCAACAGCAGGCUAACUUAUCGGUUGAUUACCACCAUCAAGCUAACGCGCACCCUCAACAAAUGCUGGAUGAGUCAUCGUCGGCGUUUGUGUCCAGCUCGAUUACGUCAACGUCGACUGGACACGUCGGUAAAUGACAUUAUAUGCUAGUUUUUUGUUGUUAAUUAUUUUUUUUUUUUUUUAGAAAUUAUUUUUAUUAUCUACGAAAGUAGCUCCAUCGUUUAUGAAAAUGCGCAAACUUACGUGUAAAUCUGGUUUGCAUACCAAGAGAUCCAAAAAGCGCAAGAUGUAAUCUCUGAACCGUCAGCACAGAGCUAUAAUAAAUUGCCUGAUAGCUUAGACUUUAGGUUAGGCGCAGCAUUCGUCAUACGUGACCACUUUUUCCCAAGUAAGACACUCUCCGACCUCUUAUGGCGUUCGAUUUUAGCCCGCCCAUUUUCAUUGGCGGCUUGGUUGUUGUCCAAUCAUGAGGUGAAAGAAUUUCCAAAGCUUUCAGCUUAUCAGCACUACACCCUGAGCGGUAUGCAACUUAGCUUUGAGUUGGGGCAUUAGAGGUGGCUUAAAGAGUGGUAUACCCCAUGUAGUUGAAAGCCUUCCCAUAUAGCUGCCUUCUGCUCUGUAUUCUGUCAUUAUUUUUUUGAAUUUGCGUUACAAGGCUUUUGAGUUUAUUCUUCCAAAAGUCCAUAACAGGUGCUGUCUAACGCAUUUCUUUAUAAAAAUAUUUUUUUAGUGAAAACAUUCAUCCGCCUUGCCGCGGAAUUCUUUCUAAAAAACCAAAAAUGUCAUAAAUAAAAUAAAAAUAAUUUUUACAG
Molecule: messenger RNA, 5588 nt
Organism: Ceratitis capitata (Mediterranean fruit fly)
Lineage: Eukaryota; Metazoa; Arthropoda; Insecta; Diptera; Tephritidae
Gene: MED1
Product: mediator of RNA polymerase II transcription subunit 1
Exons: 6
Coding region: 294-4913 (1539 amino acids)
Biological process (GO): regulation of transcription by RNA polymerase II
Cellular component (GO): mediator complex
Molecular function (GO): transcription coregulator activity
Source: RefSeq, a predicted model, not a curated record